Messenger RNA from Penicillium daleae, 1155 nucleotides. RefSeq names its product putative SIR2 family histone deacetylase. The record is from RefSeq and is a predicted model, not a curated record. Gene Ontology annotation, molecular function: NAD+ binding. Bases 1 to 1155 code for a protein of 384 amino acids. The transcript has a single exon. Lineage: Eukaryota; Fungi; Ascomycota; Eurotiomycetes; Eurotiales; Aspergillaceae.
AUGACGACGCCCGCAAUUCGAAUCCCCUUCACGGGCCCAUUACCUCCAGCCAUCGUCGUUCCACCAGCUGCCAGGACGAUUGCGGGGGCGAUCGACGCCGUGAACGCCUUCUUCACGGCGCCACCAUCCCUGCAUCUCCGGGGCAUCGAUGUGGGUAGAAACACCCAGACGGUCCUCUUGACCGGCGCAGGUAUCUCCGUCGCUUCAGGCCUGUCCGACUACCGCGGGGACCAGGGGACCUACCGCCGAAACAAAUCCUACCGGCCGAUCUAUUUCCACGAAUUCGCGACGCGCCAUGAGUCGCGCAAGCGAUAUUGGGCUCGGAGCUUCGUGGGCUGGCCGGGGCUCGUGAAAGCAAAGCCCAAUUCCACGCAUUGGGCGAUUCGAGAUCUCGGAGCCAAGGAGUAUAUCAGCUCUGUUGUGACGCAGAAUGUCGAUUCGUUCCACUCACUAGCCCACCCGGAACUGUCUACGCUUGAAUUACAUGGAUAUCUACGGUCCGUGGUCUGUACCAGUUGUCGCAAUCAGUUCUCGCGACAGGAGUUCCAGGACUCCUUGGAGCGGCUCAACCCGGCUUGGGCCGAGUUUCUGGCUCGUAUGGUCGCCGCCGGUGCUCUCGAUACCGAUAAUCCAGAGGAACAACGAAGAAAGGGAUUGAAACUCAAUCCCGACGGCGAUGUCGACCUGGCGGAGGCUCCAUACUCGACAUUUCGAUAUCCGUCAUGUCCAACAUGCUUGGAAACUCCUCCCACCUUAAAAGACGGGACACCCGCCCGAGUCGAGGUCGAAAGCGACGGCGCAUGGUUGCCGACUUCCACUGCAGGUAUCCUGAAGCCAGCAGUGAUCAUGUUUGGCGAGAAUAUCGACCCCGCGGUGAAGACCGCAGCGGAAGAGGCCAUCGAUGAUGCUGGGCGCUUGCUGGUGCUGGGUAGUAGUCUCGCCACCUAUUCGGCCUGGCGACUUGUGGAACGAGCCUAUAAACGAGGCAUGCCCAUCGGUGUCAUCAACGUCGGGGGCGUGCGCAAUGAGGCCCUUCUCUUUGGCCAACUGAGCUUGGGCCUAGACAGGAACUUUGGUGCUCAUGUUCGCUGCAGCCAUCCCGCCCAGGCCAUCCUCCCGACCGUAGUCUCGGGCCUACCCAUGAAUCACUUGUAA